Messenger RNA from Vigna unguiculata (cowpea), 675 nucleotides. RefSeq lists its product as uncharacterized. NCBI's taxonomy places the organism in Eukaryota, Viridiplantae, Streptophyta, Magnoliopsida, Fabales, Fabaceae. The record is from RefSeq and is a predicted model, not a curated record.
AUGGCAGCUAACAGAAGAAGAAGGAAUGUUGGCGGUGCUGAUGACAUUGCAGAAGCCAUUCAUCGCAUGGUGGAUGCAAUGCAACAACCUAUUCCAGCACAGCCGAGAGUGACAAUAGCACCAGCCAGAGUGCCAACCGUAGAGGAUUUUUUGCGCCAUAAGCCCGCAGAAUUCACGGGUGGGGCCACCCCAGACGAAGCUGAUGCCUGGCUUCGCAAGUGCGAAAAGAUCUUUGGAGUGAUGUAUUGUGCUGAUGAGCAGAAGCUGGCCUUUGCCGUGUACCUGUUGAAUAAUGACACCGAGUACUGGUGGGCAGGCAUGAAACAACAGAUGCUGGUGAGGGAGGAGCCAGUAACCUGGGAGAAUUUCCGAACUCGCUUUUUGGAAAAAUAUUUCCCAGAUACUGUUAAGCAGGACAGGGAAGCAGAAUUCUUGGCUCUACAACAGGGAAACAUGUCGGUGCAAGAGUAUGUUAACAGAUUCGAGCAAUUGGCAAGGUAUUAUUCCCAGGCAAUUACUGAAGAGUGGAAAUGUCUUAAAUUUGAGCGGGGGCUCAAACAUGAGUUAAAGAAGGUGGUCACGCCUCUGAGAGAAAGAAGGUUUCCAAUCUUGGUAGAACAAGCCAAGAGUGCAGAGUACCUAGAAAGAGGGCCGAACCCAGCAAGUCGACAUUAG